AUGUCUACUUCAAAACAAGCAGUUAAUGAGACUACAAAAUGGAGCCAAGCAAAUGUAGACACCCUUAUUGUUCUGAUGGUAGAGGAAGUUAAGAAAGGAAAUAGGACUACUUCGACUUUUAAUAAAGCUGGUUGGAACAACAUUGCCAAUAACUUCAAAGAAAAAACUGGGGUCAACUAUGCCAUUGUACAGUUGAAGAACAAAGUGAACAAACUAAGGCAGGAUUAUAGUCAGUUUAAGAAGCUAUUGGAGACAACUGGUUUUGGUUGGGAUACUGCUUCAAGAACUUGUACUGUUGAUGAUGAAUCCAUCUGGGAAUCGCAUAUUAAGGAUAACCCUACUUGGGCACGAUUUAAGAAGCACGGACUACCACAAUGGCCAGAACUAUGUAUGGUAUUUGGUGAUACAUAUGCAGACGGCGAAGGAAGUGGGACUCAAACAACCAUGUUGGAAACUUUGGGGGCCAAUGAAGCUAGGAUUAUGAUUGAGUCUUGUGAUGAGUCAAGUUCCGCUGAUGAAGUUACUCCAUUAGUAUUUGAUGUCCUGAAUAUUUGA
Molecule: messenger RNA, 555 nt
Organism: Macadamia integrifolia
Lineage: Eukaryota; Viridiplantae; Streptophyta; Magnoliopsida; Proteales; Proteaceae
Product: L10-interacting MYB domain-containing protein-like
Exons: 3
Coding region: 1-555 (184 amino acids)
Source: RefSeq, a predicted model, not a curated record